AUGACUGAGAUGGUGGAAACAUUCGAUUGUGAUCUUGCUCGUUUGGCAUACAUUUCAUUUUGCCAUCUGGCUGGUGGUACAUACAUUGAUGACUGUUUGUACAAUGCACAGUCUAUACAAAAGUUAAUCAAUCAAUCGAUAUUCAAUGAGUCCAGUUCAAAAUCAACCAAUGAUACACUGAAUGAAUCUUGUAAAAGCGUCAGUAAACAUUCUGACUGUAACACUACUACUACUACAACCACUACUAAUAGUAAUAAUAUUAAUAAUAUUAAAGGUGCACAAACAACGCGUAAUAAAAUCGAUUUUGAAACUACUUUGUUUGUCAAUUCAACAUUAUGUAAUGAUAGUAGUUUUCAUUUACGCGGUGUUUGGCGUCAAAUUGUUCGUGAUGCCAUAGAGAAUAAAUCAUUUCCUUCAGUUCCGUAUAAAUAUCAUGGUAUUCAAAUUGCUGCUUUUACAGGUCAUACCAGUAAAAUUAAUCGUAUCACAUGUUUAAAUACUGAAAAUUGUUUCAUUACAUCAAGUCGUGAUAAAACUGUACAACUGUGGUCUUUGGCUACUACAUAUAAUCUUGGCAGUCAUUGCUUAGCAUCGUCAUCAUCAUCAUCAGGAAAUCAAAAAGGCAACAGUGUGAGUAGUUCAAGCAAGAAUACACCGUCUGUUGAUUCAAAUAGUCAACAGUUAAUUGCUCGUUUAGUAUAUAGAGCACAUAAAAAGUCUGUAAUAGCUGCUCACUAUCUGGAACCUCAUAGACUGGUAGCUUCUAUUGAUGGCAAUCUACUCUUUUGGGAUCCGUGUACAGGACAAACGGUGCGAUCUAACAGUCAUUCUGAGAAUUCAGGUUGGCAAAAUUUAACUGCACUUGAGUGUAGUGCUGUUCCUUAUGGAGCUGUAAUCUGUUCUGAUCAUUCAGCUUUUGUACAUUUAAUUGAUCCUCGAGUAAAAUGCUCUAAACAGACGGGUGGUCUACGUUUUCAUAGUGGUGCAUCCUUAGCUUCAUUUCUACUGAGUAAAGAACGUAUAAAAGUUGAAACUCCUCCUACAAAUGAUUCUAAUAAAACUUCUACAAAUGCACAAGACAUUGAUCUUAAAUUGACUCCUUCUUACAGUCGGUCUACAAUUGACACAUCUAUUACAAAAAUUCUACAUAAAUUAACUGAACACCUUCAGCCUAAUUUAUUUCAUUUCAACAAUUCCACGUCAACAACAACAACAGCAACAACAACAAUGAUGAUGAUGCAUAUGAAUAUGAAUUCUAAUUCUUCAACAUCUUUAAUGUCUAUGAAUACAAAUAUGGCUGGUGUAUUGAAUCGUUUAUCUAUGGCUAAAAAUGGUUAUUAUUUAUUAUGUGGUUUUACAACUGGUAUAAUUACUGCCUUAGAUCUACGUAUGGGUCAAGUGAUUGAUAUAUGGAGAGGUUAUCAUGAUGCAGUAGUUGAUAUUGUUCCACACAAAUACAAUGGAUUUAUAUCAUGUAAUGAUCGAAGUUUAUCCUUCAUUUAUCCAUCAGCUAAUCCAAUAAAUAUUAAUCCAAAUUCUUUAUUGAAUUCAUAUAAUCAAAUGAAUAAUGCCUUCAAUUGCUUAACGUAUAAUUCUACAAUACAAUUCGAGUCGGAAAAAAUUAUUCUACCAAAAUUACAAAAUAUUACAUGUUUAACAAUGUGCAAGGAGAAUCCAAUUUUCUGUGCUACUUCACUGUCUUCAUCCUCCUCCUACUCCUCAUUGUCAUCGUCAUCUUCAUCAUCGAGUACAUCUCGUUUCCCUAUUUUCGGGGGCAGCAGCAGUAAUCCUUCAACGAACACAGUUAGCGAAUCAAUAAAUGACAAUAAUCCAAUUUCUGGAUUAAAAGUGAAUGAAUUAACUGGUCAUACAUCAGUAACACCAGCAACUCAUUCAUCAUCAAUAUCAUCACAAGCAUAUCAUCAUUACGGGAACAAUAAUAAUAAUAAUUGUAAUAAUAAUAUGAAUAAUAGUGGUGGCAAUGACAGUAUUGGUGGGACAAUAUUAGGCACCUAUCUCUCAUCAUCAUCUCUUAGUCAUACUACUACUAAUAAUAAUCAUAAUAAUUUCAAUCCUGCAUAUUAUUAUACUAUAGGCAGAAUCCCGCCAAAUUUAUUACGUGGUAAUAUCAGUUCUAUACUUUCACUUACAGAGAAUAAUUUUCUAUUGGUAGGCAGUGAUACAGGUGGAUUGAGUGUAUUAUAUUAAAUAUAAUUGGGUAAAUGAGCCCAUCACUUACAUAUAUAUAU
Messenger RNA from Trichobilharzia szidati, 2249 nucleotides. Lineage: Eukaryota; Metazoa; Platyhelminthes; Trematoda; Strigeidida; Schistosomatidae. The record is from the annotation of a GenBank genome assembly.